Messenger RNA from Maudiozyma saulgeensis, 489 nucleotides. The record is from the annotation of a GenBank genome assembly. NCBI's taxonomy places the organism in Eukaryota, Fungi, Ascomycota, Saccharomycetes, Saccharomycetales, Saccharomycetaceae.
AUGUCCAAGGUUUAUUUCGAUGUUGAAGCCGAUGGCCAAGCUUUAGGCCGUGUCACUUUCCAAUUGUACGACGAUGUUGUCCCAAAGACUACUGAAAACUUCAGAGCUCUAUGUACUGGUGAAAAGGGUUUCGGUUACGCUGGUUCUCCAUUCCAUCGUGUCAUUCCAGACUUCAUGCUACAAGGUGGUGAUUUCACCAGAGGUAACGGUACCGGUGGUAAGUCUAUCUACGGUGAAAGAUUCCCAGAUGAAAACUUCUCUAAGAAGCACACUAAGCCAGGUCUAUUAUCCAUGGCUAACGCUGGUCCAAACACUAACGGUUCUCAAUUCUUCAUUACUACCGUUCCAUGUCCAUGGUUAGAUGGUAAGCACGUUGUCUUCGGUGAAGUCGUUGACGGUUACGAUGUUGUUAAGAAGGUUGAAUCUAUGGGUUCUCCAUCCGGUUCUACCAGAGCUAGAAUUGUCGUCGCUAAGUCUGGUGAAUUAUAA